CCCCUCCCUGGGAUGGUACUGAGAAUGUGGCACCUGCCCCAGGCCCAGAAUAACGGGGUCCUGCUCUCCUCGGGGGAUGCCCUAGGAACUGACUAGGCCCCUUUUCUCCUCUCUCCAGAUUGUCUGUCUGAAGAGACACGCCCGGUCUGUCCCUUCCCUGCUGCCACGGACCCCGCCUUGCCCCAGACCAUGGCGAUGGCUGCAGCGGGGCCGGCGCAGCAGCUCCAGGUGGCGUUUGAGGACGUCGCUCUGUAUUUCACCCAGGAGGAGUGGGAGCUCUUAUCCCAGCCAGAGAAGCAGCUGUAUCGGGAUCAGAUGCUGCGGAAUUACCGGGCCCUCGUUUCCCUGGGCUAUUCAGGUUCCACACCGGACUUAAUCCACCGGAUCGAGGUAGGGGAGGCAGAGCUCUGGAUCCAGGAUGCCGAGAACUCCAGGGAAAGCUCAGGGCCUGAGAGCCCCUCCCGAGCAGGGCACGGGAUCCCGGGAGGAACGAGGAGACAGUCUGAAUGUGGGGAAAGUGUGAGAGGAAAGCCGGAUCCCACGGUCCACGGGGGGAACCGUGGACAGGAUGGAGUCAAUCCCCAUGCCGAGUGUGGGGAUAGACUCAGCCAGGGACCGGACCUGGCUACACACCAGAGGCUUGCCGCGGGGCAGCAAUCCCAUGGCUGUGUCGAUUGCGGCAAGAGGUUCAGCAACGCCUCUGCACUGACCCAGCACCGGCGAACGCACAGCGGGGAGCGGCCGUACCGCUGCGCCGACUGCGGCAAGGGCUUCAUCAGAGCCUCCGCACUGAACCAGCACUGGCGCACACACACCGGGGAGCGGCCCUACCGCUGCGCCGACUGCGGCAAGGACUUCGCUCAGCUCUCUCACCUGUCAGCACAUCAGCACACACACACUGGGGAGCAGCUGUACCGCUGUGCUGACUGCGGCCAGAGCUUCUGCUGGGCCAAGUCACUGCACCGACAUCGGCGCACGCACACCCAGGCGUGGCCAUACCACUGCGCCGACUGCAGCAAGGACUUCAGUGAUGCCGCCUCGCUGAGCCGGCACCGGCGCACGCACACCGGGGAGCGGCCCUACCUCUGUGCCGACUGCGGCAAGAGCUUCGGCAAUGCCUGGACGCUGACCCAGCACCGGCGCACGCACACCGGGGAGCGGCCGCACCGCUGCGCCGACUGCGGCAAGGGCUUCAGCAACGCCAGCACGCUGACCCAGCACCGGCGCACGCACACCGGGGAGCGGCCGUUCCGAUGCACUGACUGCGGCAAGCGCUUCGGCAACGCCAGCACCCUGACCCAGCAUUGGCGCACACACACUGGGGAGCGGCCGUACCGCUGCGCUGACUGCGGCAAGGGCUUCAGCAACGCCAGCACGCUGACCAAGCACCAGCGCACGCACACCGGGGCACAGCCAUACUGCUGCACCACCUGCGGCAAGGACUUCAGCCAACAGGCAAACCUUACCAGGCACCUAGCCACACAUGCUAAUGCUUCUCUACUGCCACCAGGACCUGAGGGGCUUCUGGGGGCCGGUGGGUUUGGCACAGCUCCAGUAGAUGCAGACCAGGCUGUGGUCCUGUCUCCAUGAUGCCCAGCGGAGAGUCCAUAUGGGGGCAAGGAAGGGAAUUUGGCUGAGCACUGUGGGGAAAGGGCGGGCAGAUGGAUUGUGGAGAUGCCCAUGAGCUUAUUAUGCCUUCAGAGCAAUUGGUCACGGCCUAUUCCAUUAGUGUGACCCUCCCACCCCAUCUAGCUGGGAUCCAGCCAGGACACGCCCUGCCCUGCCAUCUAGCUAGGAUCCACCUGUCUCUUUCUGUCUCUCUUUGACUUACCCACCCCUCUACCUCUCUAACUGGGACCCAACCAGGAACUUCCCCCCACAACCAUCAGUUCCAGCCAGGACACUCCAGAGGUGUGAUUUGCCAUCCUAUCUCAGCGUCGAUUGGUCUGAGGGACGGGGCGGGACAGCCUGUCCGUGUGAUUGAAAGAAGACUCAGGAACUGCUCGUGCCGUCUAUUUUAAAUAGAAAUGUGAUCAAUAAGAAAUAUAUAACGAAUCUUUAACAAAGGUCUAACUAUAUUUGAUAUUAAAGAAGCUGAUCCAUUCUGUUGGCAUGGGGAGAAGCCAACGUGAAAUGUAAAUCUUUAAAGUGAACCAACCAAAAUGUUCUCUAAGGCCUAAUUGAUUAUGAGGCCUGAUGAACUUUGUGACUGGCAGGUGCCCAGAGAGAGGGUCACAUAUGAAGUGAUCCUACUGACCUGGUCACUGAGGUGUAGGAAACAAGUCCUGGUAUGGAGAUGCAUAGAGCGGUCUUGUGUUAUUUCACUAACUGUUCUCUCCUGUUGCUGGUGGACCAAGCAAGUGAAUCAAAUGACUGUAUAUGGCUGCGUUAUGAACUACUACCCAAGGACAGAGCCAUCCAGGAGGGGGAAGAGACUUUAUUCUAACUUCCAGAACAUUGCUGCAGACAGCUAAGAUGGAAAGAGCAUGGAGUCAGACACAGUGGGCCAAAGGAGCAUGGAGCCCACGGAAAGGAACUUGCAGAAAUAGGUUACUGACUGGAGCUGAGCCAGCAGAUGUUCAGUGCAUGGCCCAGCGUGUCUGACCUAAGUGGAGAGGGCACAAAGUGUUUGACACAAAGACACUGGAGUUUUCUCCAGGAGUUGCAAGAGGCCUCGUUUUCUCAUUGGACGAUGAGAAGGGCCAUAACUCAUAUCCUGGCUGGACUUUUUUUUGGCCAUGAGUCCAGAUCACUUCCUGAUUGGGCCACAUUAGCUUUGCCCAUCAAAAAAGGUAUAAAAUGUCCCGCUCCCUGAAAUAGAAACAUCUGCAUGACAGUGCUGGUGAGUGGGAGCAUACUUGCCUGGCCAGGUUGAGCACCUCGUACUGAGUAACAACUGAAAUCUGGUCGCUGACAAGCACCACUGAGAAAUUCUCACAGAGAACAGGCGGAUGGCUGUCACAGCAGCUUGAGUGAAUCACCUGAAUGAACUCCCUCUCUGUCUCUAGAGCCAGCCAUCGCAGUGGUGAAGCUGAGCUGGAGAAGUCACCUCCAUGCCAACUCCAACUGAUACAUAUAGCAAAAUGACAUUUAUUAUAGAAUCAUAGACUAUCAGGGUUGGAAGGGACCUCAGGAGGUCAUCUAGUCCAACCCCCUGCUC
This is a messenger RNA of Terrapene triunguis (Three-toed box turtle), 3160 nucleotides long. RefSeq names its product zinc finger protein 501-like. Gene Ontology annotation, biological process: central nervous system development; regulation of transcription by RNA polymerase II. Gene Ontology annotation, cellular component: nucleus. The record is from RefSeq and is a predicted model, not a curated record. Bases 190 to 1590 code for a protein of 466 amino acids. The transcript has 4 exons. Gene Ontology annotation, molecular function: DNA-binding transcription factor activity, RNA polymerase II-specific; RNA polymerase II cis-regulatory region sequence-specific DNA binding. Lineage: Eukaryota; Metazoa; Chordata; Testudines; Emydidae.